CGGUCCCGUCCGGUCCCGGGCGGUGCGGGGCGAUGGAGGCGGUGAGGAAGGCCCACGAGGCGGCCGCGCGUCUGGUCCUGCCGGCGUCCCGGUGGCCCCGGCCCCGCCGCCCCAAGCCCCGGGCGUCCGAGGUGCUGACGGGGCACCUGGUGCAGCGGGGCCUGCCGCCCUGGACCUCCUUCUGCGUCCCCUACAGCGCCGUCCGCAACGACCAGUUCGGCCUCUCCCACUUCAACUGGCCGGUGCCGGGCGCCAACUACCACGUCCUCAGGACCGGCUGCUUCCCCUUCAUCAAGUACCACUGCUCCAGGGCGCCCUGGCGGGACCUCCGCCUCCAGAACCGCCUCUUCACCGCCCUCAAGAUCCUCAACCUCGGAAUUCCAACUUUCCUAUACGGACUUGGCUCCUGGUUAUUUGCCAGCGUCACGGAGACGGUUCACACUCGUUAUGGGCCAGUAACGGUGUAUUUUCUAAAUAAAGAAGAUGAAGGGGCCAGAUAUUGAAAUUAGUCAUUGAAGAACAUACCGAUUGGUGGGUUUUUCAUGUUUGUAUAUAUGUGUAAUUUAUUUUGGAUGAUUUAAAAUAUAACUUAUUUGAAACACUU
This is a messenger RNA of Ornithorhynchus anatinus (platypus), 604 nucleotides long. It is a transcript of the gene C5H15orf61, whose product is annotated as chromosome 5 C15orf61 homolog. The transcript has 2 exons. NCBI's taxonomy places the organism in Eukaryota, Metazoa, Chordata, Mammalia, Monotremata, Ornithorhynchidae. The record is from RefSeq and is a predicted model, not a curated record. The coding region runs from base 33 to 503 and encodes 156 amino acids.